CAGUUGAAUUUUGGCAUGCUAUUUAUCCAAAAGUGAAAAUGCUGCCCCCUACCCCGAAGAAGUUAACUAGCAUACGUAAUGACUUGUCAGCUGUGCAAAGGUUAAUGUAUGAUGUGUCAGCUGUUCAUCUAUAAUGUAUAUAUCUUUUGGGAAAAAAUAUGCACAUUUAGAUGUUAUAUUUGAUUAGCAGCAGCAGCCAACCGUAACCGGUGUGAUUUGUAUGUGAGCUCACUAUUCCCCUCACAGUGGAGAUGUACUCUGGGUAAUCACAAUCCAACCUACAGAAGCACACCCACAGUAAGCUCUCUCUAUAAUAUAUUCUUCUCAUGUUAUCUGAGGCUUUGGCACCUAAUUUGUACUGGGAGGUGGAGAGUAUUGAUGGUAUAGAAGGUCUGAUAGGAACACUGUGAGGAGAUCAACAUGCUGCUAAUAGGAUGUGUGCUAUCAUGGUUUUAGCCUCCCACAGGCCCUGAAUCCUGGGUGACAGCUUUGUGACUCACCAAAUGUCUAUAACAAAUGUCCUGUGAGGAGAGCAGAGUUUGAACCAUAAAACUGUGAUCACUUGUGGUCCACGGCAGAGAAUAAACUAGGAUGGCAGGACCACCUGACAGGGCUGUGACAUGCACCUCCUCUCCACUCCGCACCACACUGGGAGGCACCGCUCUGAUUUGUGACCUCACGCCUCAGUGUCAUGCGGACGUGAGAGAAUAAAUAAAAACUGGACACCUGUCACCUAGAGAAGUAUAAACAAUUUGUUCUAAAUUAGAAGCCCACAAAACACUCACCCACUUUCUCAACUAAGGCCAUAUUUUCUCUCUUUCUCUCUCAUGUAACUGUCAUGAAAAGGAAUCAGCUGUUCCCUAUCAGUCAGGGAAAGCAGUCCUCAGCAUGUUACAACCGCUGUCCUGACCGCUACUCGAUCCGCCUGUAACAUCCAGAGCGUUGUCCCCCAUUGCCCCAUCUCCCCAAAGCAUGACAUCUCCUGCUACUGGCUGAGUCUGCCAGGUCUGUUAAAAUUAGAUUAGAAUUUAUGAAGAUUGCCUCACCUGGCUCACUGGUGUAAUAUAUGCUGUUGUAGUAAUUCACGUUUGGCCGUUCAUUUCCUAAGCAGCCAAGGGCCACAAUAUUUCACCAUGACAAUGUAAUCACAGGUCCACAUUAAAAAUAACUUAUUGUUUAGAAUCGGGGCCGAAAAAAACACUGACUAUAAAACUAUAGCCGUCUUGUCAUUCACGUGGAUGUUUACCUAAGAACCGAGGUCAAAGUGAUUUAAACACACAGCUUACAACCUUAUUGAUUACAGGGGGGGUUUUCACAGACACACACACACACAUAGACAGACAUGCAGAACAGAGGUUUCACAAGCCCUUUGUGUACUGAUUAGCAGGAAAUCUCAGUAAUGACUUGUGAUCCAGGGGAUAAGUAAAUGCAUAAGUAAACUAAAUGUUUUGAUUAAUACCUUAAAGCAGGUCUAAUCUGUCUUGGCUGUAUUGCUGUCUGGUCUUCGAUGCUUGAUAUCUUUGCAUGCAUUGAGCAACACAAUUUCUUCUGUCACUACUCACUUCUGUUUGUCUACCUGAUUUAGUAGUUGCCCUUUGGGCAUUUUGUCACUCAUACCAUUGUAUAACAUUACAGAUUUCAAUAGCCUGUGAAUUAGGACACUUGUUUGGUAUUAAAACAGUUUUCUGCAGUCAAAUUACCAAAUCUCCCUCUACAUUUACCACUCUCACUCUGUCUCCCUCGUUUCCUUCCUGACAAUGUUUUUCUGCUGCAGAAAAAACAUUGGCAGGGAACGAAGGAAAUGAGUGAGCAACAGGGGGGCUCAGGGUAGCAUAGAAUCAGAGAGUAUAUAAAAGGUAACUUAUUCAGUGGUUCUGAGAUGAUGACAUACAGUCUGAAAUUUUGUCUUUGGGCUGUCUAUUGUCAGAAGGAUUUAGCCUUGGCCAAUGAGAGAGGAGUAGGAGUGUGGAAAUCACAGGACGCUAUAGAAGGCAGUGAAGACACAUCAAGCACUCGUGUGAGGAUGGCAGCCAGUUUCUCUCUCCUGGAAGAGGACCUGUCGUGUACAGUGUGCUAUCAGAUAUUCAGGGAGCCAGUGAUCCUGCUCUGCAGCCACAGCUUCUGCAAGGCCUGUCUGGAGGAGAGUUGGAGUAAACGGGAGACGCAGGACUGCCCAGUCUGCAUAAGGUCCUCCAGAGACCAGUCGCCUCCCAACCUGGCCCUGAGGCAUGUCUGUGAGACUCUACUGAGGGAGAGGGAGAUUAAGGAUUCUCCUGGGCCCACAGAGGAGGCGACAGAGGGGCCCUCACAGGGUGAAAACACCAGCCACAGGGGGUUACAGGGUGUGUGUGGUUUACACUCCCAGAGGCUCCAGCUCUUCUGCCUUGAGGAUGAAUGUCUGGUGUGUGUGGAAUGUGUGUCGGAGCAUGCAGGCCACAGCUUCUGCUCUCUCGUGAAGGCAGCAAGCCAGAGGAGAGAGGGGCUCAGACCCACACGGGAGACCUUGGAGGAGAAAAUGUCUGCCUUCUGCAAAGCCAAGCUUAACUGUGACAAAAUGGCUGCUCACAUCGGGGCGCAGGCCCAGCUAGCAGAGAAGCAGAUAAUGAAAGAGUUUGAGAAGCUACACUGCUUCCUGAGAGAAGAGGAGGUGGAGAGGCUAGCUGCGCUGAAGGAGGAAGAGGGGGAGAAGAAUAAAAGGAUAAAGGAGAGAGUGAAGGAGAUAAGUGAGAUGAUGUCAUCUCUGUCGGACACAAUCAGGGCUGUGGAGGAGAAGCUGGCAGUGGAUGACUUGUUGUUUCUGCAGAGCUACAAGACUAUGAUGGAGAGAGCACAGAGUGCGCCUAAGGACCCACAGCUGGGCUCAGGAGCACUGAUCAACUUGGCUAAACACCUGGGAAAUCUCAAGUUCCAGGUCUGGCAGAAGAUGCAGGGGGCAGUGAAAUACAUGCCUGUAGUUCUAGAACCAAACACCGCACAUCCCUAUCUCUAUCCAUCUGAAGAUCUGUCCAGCCUACGAUCUGAAGAUAAAGGACAGAGUCUCCCAGACAACCCAGAGAGGUUUGAUUCAUACCGUGACAUCCUGGGUUCAGAGGGGUUCACUUCAGGGACACACUUCUGGGAUGUGGAAGUCGGAGAAAAUGAUGACUGGAGGGUAGGGGUGGCCAGUGAGUCUGUUAGUAGGAAACAUGGGUUAGAUGAAGAAGAAUGUGGAAUAUGGGCUGUUGGGGUAGCUAAUGGUGAACCUUAUAAAAUGAAGAAGAAGACCCAGAGGAUCAGAGUUUUGCUGAAGUGGGACAAACAGGAGGUGUCCUUCAUUGAUCUUAGUUCAUACACACAAACCCUCAGAACAUUUAAUCACAAAUUUACAGAGAGGAUGUAUCCAUACUUUUAUUUGUUAAAUGGUCAACCACUACAGAUCCUUCCAGGGAAAGUCUCUUUAAAUGUGGAAAACCAUGUGGAAAACCAUGAUAUGGAAUUGUUUUAAGGUGGCUAUACCAUGGAUCAUUUAGCUACUUGAUUUAGAAUUUUAGGAUUAUUUGAUAAAAUAUUGAGUUUGGUCUUUACUGCUAUGGCCCAUAGAAAUGCAUUGAAUAACACAUUAAUAAAUGGCAAAACAGACAGUCAAAAAAUAAAUCAUAAGGAUAAGGUUGAAGUGUCUGUCCUAUACAGUAUCUAGGAGAUACUGUUUAAGAAAACUCAGGAAAUAUGUAUAUAUUAUUUACACAUUUAAACCCUUUUUUUGUUGGCACAAACUAUUUCCACACUUCCAUAAUUCUUUACAACCGGUACUGGGUUACUUUCAGAUGAGUCCCGUGACACUUGUAGGGGUUGUAGAACAAAACAGAGAACACCAUCGUGUCCGUGAGGGUCUCCC
Molecule: messenger RNA, 3874 nt
Organism: Salvelinus sp. IW2-2015
Lineage: Eukaryota; Metazoa; Chordata; Actinopteri; Salmoniformes; Salmonidae
Product: E3 ubiquitin-protein ligase TRIM39-like
Biological process (GO): protein ubiquitination
Cellular component (GO): cytoplasm
Molecular function (GO): protein binding; zinc ion binding; ubiquitin protein ligase activity
Source: RefSeq, a predicted model, not a curated record